This is a messenger RNA of Anopheles funestus (African malaria mosquito), 3425 nucleotides long. RefSeq names its product guanylate kinase. Gene Ontology annotation, cellular component: cytosol. The transcript has 5 exons. Gene Ontology annotation, molecular function: GMP kinase activity. Gene Ontology annotation, biological process: purine nucleotide metabolic process. The record is from RefSeq and is a predicted model, not a curated record. NCBI's taxonomy places the organism in Eukaryota, Metazoa, Arthropoda, Insecta, Diptera, Culicidae. Bases 216 to 1019 code for a protein of 267 amino acids.
CACAAAACCCCGCGCGCCAGCUGUGUGCGUGUGCGCUUCUGCGUAAUUUUUCUGUUUUCGGCAACUGCAUACAAAGGAAAAGCAGUUCGUUGGUUCGUGCUGGUUCGCCGCUCCGAGUGUGAAAAUUUGGUGAAAAUUCGGUCAGUGCUAAAACAUCACCGAUACCGGCAAGCCGGCAGAGAGCGCAGUUCUACCGCCCGUGGAAAAUUCCACUGAUGUUACUCAACAACGUCCUGUGCCGGACUGCUGCUGCUGCAUUACGGGUUUGCGCGAACGGGAAACAUUCACUCUGCCAAAGUACUUUUACCAGUCGGCUAAACCAGUGCCCACGGUACCAGAACAAUCUACAGUAUUUAGCCAAAGCAUUUUCAAGCCUUAACGGAAAAAUGGUAAAACAAGGACCACGUCCGCUCGUCAUCUGUGGCCCAUCGGGUUCGGGCAAAAGUACGCUGCUGAAGAAGCUGUUCAAGGAAUUCCCGGAUACGUUCGGUUUCAGCGUGUCUCACACCACACGCAAACCACGUCCAGGUGAGGAAAAUGGUGUCCAUUAUCAUUUCGUCUCGGUUGAAGAGAUGCAGUCCGCUAUCGAGAAGGGCGAGUUUAUUGAAACGGCGGUAUUUAGUGGCAAUAUGUAUGGUACCAGCAAAAAGGCCGUAGAGAACGUACAGCACCAGGGUAAGGUGUGUGUGCUGGACAUUGAAAUUGAGGGUGUGAAACAGAUUCGCAACUCGGACCGAUUAAACCCACUGCUGGUGUUUGUAAAUCCACCUUCGAUCGAGGAACUGGAACGCAGAUUGCGUGGCCGUCAAACGGAAACGGAGGAAAGCUUGAGCAAACGUCUAAACACAGCACGCAAAGAAAUAGAAUAUGGUACGGAACCGGGUAAUUUCGAUGUGGUUGUGCAGAACAACAACCUGAAGCAGGCGUAUGAAGAUCUGCGCAAUUUCAUCGUACGGGAGCUCGAAACGCAACAAGGCCAAGGUAUCAAUGUUAGCCUGAAUCGUGUGUUUGAUGAGUGAAGUGUGGAACGUUUGUUUCCAACUGUUUUUGUCCCCAUUUCUUACCCUACCCUGAUAUGACACAAAUGUGACCACCACGAUUCCUAUCCACUCCAAUUUGUUUAUUGUACCAUUGAAUCUAACGCGUGAAAAAUCCCGUUUCUCUAACAGCUCUAAACUUUCCUACAAGAAAGUGUACAAAUUUAACAAUCUUAGUAUAUAGGUGUAUUGCCAUAGCAAAACUAUACAAGACAUGACCUACGGUAUUGACCGGUGCUAGGAAGCAAAUGAUCAUUCGCAAACUCUACUCGGGGCAAAACAUACAAAUGUUUCGUUACCUAAACAAAAAGCGUAUCUCUUGAUUGUGCAUAUAAUUUGUAGCAGGGCGGUGGUACCGAGACAGUCCCAAAACGGAAUUGGCAUUUUUACAAACACCGCCACUGUGCAACUUUAUACACGUACACCAAAAUAUCUAUAUACCACCUAAUAAUCAUUAACCGUAAAAAAAAAACGCCGAGUAUUUGCAAAAACGAGGUGCAGAGUUUUCGAUACAUUUAUAUUUUGUUAUUUUAUUUUUCGUUAUUUUACCUUUCUCUCAUGGUUGAAUCCACUUUACGAGGAUCAUUUUUAUACAAUCAACAAAAGUACGAUUAAUUCCCAGUGCAGUGUAGGAUAAAGUUUGAACCACCCUGUAUGUUUAGUGUCUCGGCUAAACACGUAGUGGAACACGAGUCAAGAAUGAAGAACUCAAGCGUGUUGUUUAUCGAUAGUAUUUUCGAUAUAUACCAAUUAUACGGCCAAGGUUGAAAGCUAAAUGAUGAGCUUUACGAUAAACUAGAAAGAUAUAAAAGAAAAUUAAUGCACAUUCCAGUGUCAAAGAGUUGUUCGAUUAGAAAUUAAACCUCAGUUUAAAAUUCCUGGCGAUAACGUUGUGAAACUCUUCUGAGUAAAACGAAGAAGCAUUCAAAGCAAUCAAAAUGAACCAUCAUAUCCAAUACUGUUUCCGAUACACUUCCUUUUACACAGUCAAAUUAUUUUAGCGUGUACGUAUGACAUUCCAUGAUUAAGAUGAGGGUUAUUAAUUAAAUACAUAAAUUGGUUAGGACAUUAGGGUUUGGAAAAAAACCUCCAUGAAGUUUACUGUCGAAUGUGAGUGAUAUUGUUUUGUGGUGCUAACACGCAAUUUGUUCUACACCUUCGUUUUUAACCUUCGUUUACGUUCCCAUUUGUGCAUGAUGAAUGAUGUUUGGCUUUGUGUCUGAUGUUUCCGAACCAGCUGCCUAAUUAACCAUCAGUUUCAGCAGGUUCCUGCAUUGCGCUUUGUGGCUAAUAUGUUUGCCAAGUUGGUUCUUGUGUCGAUAAGUUGACAAAAAAGCUUCGUUUCGAAAAAAAAUCGAUCACACUAAUGAAAUGGAUAAAUUAUUCUUUUCCUUCCCCGCUUCGUUUAGAUGUAUUUCUUGUCACGUCACUGGUUAGCAAUUACAAAUCACUUGAAGUUUAGUACGGUACCUUCGGCUACCGCGAGAGUGACCCCGAUUUGGGAGGGGUGAAAACCAAUUCCUUCGACAACUUUUGUUUUGUUUUGCAACUCUCCACCAUCAUCAUCGUCAUAUGCACCGCGCAAAACGUUGUCCUUUUCCUUGUCGAUCUUUCCACUGUAUCCGGACAGGAUAGGGAGAGAUUGAAGCACUAGCCUCACAGCGUAGCAACAGGUGUUUAGAAUGAUACACCUUUCCCAUCCAACCAACCCAGCCGCAUUGUUGCAUUGUUGCAAAUUCCAGCUUGUUGUGCAGUUGUGCUUUUUCCUGCGUGUAGAGCCACUGUGUUUAGGUGAACGUAAGUGUUAGUUUAAGAAAGUUGUGACGCGCGUUUUCUAUCCCAUCUGCUCGCUACCUGCCACAAGUAAAGUCAAACAACAACCCGCAUCACCAACGGCCACCGUUGGUGUUGCGUGCCGUUUGUAUCAACGCAAUGCGCAAUGCUUUUUAUGUAUAGAACUUUUUUUUUAUAAAUAUAUUGCAACAAAAACAUUUUAUUUUCUAUAAGCAAACUUUACCAAACCAUAUAGCAGAGUGAAUUAUUUUCCGAGCUUUUCCAUCUACUAUCUGCCACAAAGAGUGUUUAGUGAAAUUGGCCUGUGGAACACAAAUGUUCAUUUAACGUAAUUGCCAAACAAAAAAAGAAAACAGAAAAUAAUUCUAGAAUAAUACACCAUGGAUGGAACACUAAUGUUAGAACAGAACCACAUGUUUAUAAAACUUAUAGUACUGUACUAGGAGAUAUAGCUACACAUCGUUUAGGUACUACUGCACUGUACCGCAUAUUGGCAGAUUUAUACAGUUUUUCUCUGUUGUUUUAGGAAGAGAAUUAAUGAAAUAUGUUAACACACCAAUUCACAAUAAAGUGUACUAUAUUAUAAAGCAUGAA